AUGCGCACUACUGCUCAGCUUCUGCUUUUACUAUUGCUGUUCGCUUCAACGCUCGCCAAACCGCUUCUCGGUCGAAUCGUCGGCGAUGAGGAGGCGAAAAUUCAGAAAAUCAUACAUGACAAAGAGAAACAACUCGAAGUUCUUCGCGAGGAGCGAGUUAUUCUCGAAGAAGUUGUCGAGAAUCUCAGUCGCGAAAUCGAGGAGACCGAGGAUCGCGUCGAACAACUCAAAUCGAUAUCCGAUAGCGAUGUGGUGCAGAAUUUUGUGCAGAACUACCGCGAUAGCCACUCGUUUCUACCGCAAUCCUCACAAUUUCGUCCCGGUUAA
Messenger RNA from Caenorhabditis bovis, 327 nucleotides. The record is from the annotation of a GenBank genome assembly. Lineage: Eukaryota; Metazoa; Nematoda; Chromadorea; Rhabditida; Rhabditidae.